GAAGUGCAAGGUGAAGGUUUUAUGUAGAAUACACUUUAAACUCUUACUUCAGUCGAGUUCAUGCCAUUCGCGAAGUGACAGCGGUAAACAACGCAUCAAUAUUAUUCAAUAUCAUUCUUAUAGAGCGAAAUAUAACGAUUUCUUAAAGGGUAUCAACAAUAUAAAUAAAACUUUCAUUUACUUACAGAAAAAUGGGUCGAAUACUGUUUAAGCUCGUCUUUACUUGCUUAUUGUUACACAUUAAAGCCAUCGACAUUUACACUGAUGACGACCUUCUCAAUGUCGACGAAGAGCCGUACGAUAGCAACGAAAAUUUAAUAGAUACAGGAACUUUUGUAAGUGAUAGAGCACCACGAGUACUUCGUGUUCCAUUUGACAAUGUGAAUGAAGCCAAAGAACAGAAAAGGGCAUCCAUAGAUGGAGCGAGUCGGCAAGCACGUUAUACACAUUACUCGUAUCCACAGAGUCCUAUUGUUGAUAUGAUGCUGCAGACUGUAGCUGUUAACUAUUCACCAUCAAAUGCUAAUGAUCCGUUUGACUUUUUGAGGGAUUCCUAUCCGCUGCCUAAAGGGUUCACCAGAGCGUUAGAUGAAUAUGACUAUGUCAUAGUCGGUGCAAGUUCUGCUGGGUCGGUACUGGCAGCAAGGUUAUCAGAAGACAAACCCAGAGCCACUGUAUUGCUGAUAGAAGCUGGAAAACCUGAAAUGCUGCUGUCUGAUGUACCAGCUUUAACCCAGUAUCUUCAGAGGACGGACUACGUUUGGCCUUACAGCAUGGAACAUCAACCAGGAGUUUGUUUAGGAAGCGAUGACCAGCGGUGCUACAUCCCACGAGGCAAGGCUCUGGGUGGAAGCAGUGUAACUGACUAUAUGUUUUACUCUCGAGGACGGCCACAGGAUUGGGACCAAAUUGCUGCCGAUGGAAAUUACGGCUGGUCGUACAACGAUGUGCUCGAAUAUUUCAAGAAAUCGGAGAGGGCUGAGUUAAAGAAAUAUAAAAAUCUGCCAUAUCGUGGGCGAGAUGGCGAACUUACCGUCGAAAAUGUUCCUUUCAAAACUGGACUAGUGGAAGCUUUCCUGGCUGCAGGAAGAAUAAAUGGCCAUCCAACUGUGGACUAUGUCGCUCCAGAUCAAUUAGGCUUUGGAUACAUUCAAACUAUCACGAACAAAGGACAUCGGCUUAGUGCUGCUAAGGCAUUCUUACAUCAACACAAGCGCCGCAAAAAUCUACACAUAUUAACCGAAGCUAGAGCAACCAAGAUUAUAAUAGACCCACAAACAAAACGGGCCUAUGGCGUUGAUUACGUGAAAAACAAUGUGAAGUACACAGUCCGUACUCGAAGAGAAGUAAUUCUGUCAGCCGGACCAAUCGCUUCGCCCCAGUUACUUAUGUUAUCCGGAAUCGGACCUCAAGAACAUUUGCAAAGCUUAGGGAUUCCAGUCUUAUCAAAUAUUAAUGUUGGAAGAACGUUAUAUGAUCAUAUUGCAUUCCCGGGAAUGGUAUUUAGACUAAAUAGCACAAAUGCCAGUCUUUUAGAACCUAAAGUUGCUACUUUGCCGAAUCUUAUGCAAUGGUUACAAUUUGGUGAUGGUCUGUUAACAACACCUGGAGGUGUUGAGAGUAUAGGGUAUGUCAAAUCUUCAGUGUCUGAUAGAUCUAGCGCCGUUCCUGAUUUGGAAAUAAUAAGUAUGGGUGGCUCACUCACCUCAGACUCUGGCGCAGCUAUCAGAAAAAGUUGGAAAAUAUCCGAUCGCACAUAUAAUCACGCAUUUAGCUCAUUAAAUGGUGCAGAUACCUGGCAAGCCAUCCCCGUCCUGUUGCAUCCAAAAUCCAAAGGGCACUUAGAACUAAGGGAUAACAACCCAUUUUCGUAUCCAAAAGUUUUCGGCAACUACUUAACGGAUCCACGAGACUUGGCAACGCUUAAAGAAGCUGUUAACAUAAUUAUACGUCUCGCCCAAUCUGAAUCAUUCAGAAAAUAUGAUCCUUUAUUACAUUUAGCACCUUACCCCACGUGUUCAUCGCACCCUCUAGGCUCAGAGUCGUAUUGGGAAUGUGCCAUUAGAACCAUGUUAGUGUCUCAGCGUCGACAAACAUCCACAUGUAAAAUGGGUCUCCGAAGUGACCCUGAUGCUGUAGUAGACCCUGAACUGAGAGUAUACGGCAUUGAUGGUCUACGGGUUGCUGACGUAAGCGUACUCCCAAAACCAAUUAGUGGACAUACAAUAGCACCUGAAAUUAUGAUAGGCGAAAAGGCUUCGGAUUUAAUAAGAAAAUCUUGGUCCAACGUGAUAAAUAAGUAAUAAUUAUCUAGUAUAAGUGUAAUGUAACUAAAUUAUUUUAAUUAAGAAAAUAAAAUAUGUUCCUAAAAGUG
Leptidea sinapis is the source of this 2374-nucleotide messenger RNA. Its product is annotated as glucose dehydrogenase [FAD, quinone]-like. Lineage: Eukaryota; Metazoa; Arthropoda; Insecta; Lepidoptera; Pieridae. The record is from RefSeq and is a predicted model, not a curated record. Bases 192 to 2303 code for a protein of 703 amino acids. The transcript is spliced from 6 exons. Gene Ontology annotation, molecular function: oxidoreductase activity, acting on CH-OH group of donors; flavin adenine dinucleotide binding.